CGACAAGGCUGCAUGUGUUUGACUUUGAUUUGCACCGCUACGCUUCAGACCACGACGACAAUGCCACGUACCUUAACCGCCUCGUUCCCCAGUCGCAUAUAGUCAGUCGGAUUGUAUUCGGGAUCAAUCAGAGAUACCACGGCUGCUUGUGUUGAGUAACUAGAUAUUGCUUUGACUUCAGUACGCGAUGCCCAUCUGCAUCGAGUGCCGGCACCCGGUCAAGACGCUAUGGACCAAGUACUCAAAUGCCGAUGACAAGUCCAGCGGGCACAACAUCCGCUUGACCGUCUGCAGAAACUGCGGUCACUUUUGCGACAAGUAUGUCGAGCACGAUUUCGUCGUGCUCUUCAUUGACCUGGUUCUGAUCAAACCCCAGGUCUACCGCCACUUGCUUCAUAACACACUCAUGAAGGACGAUGACCAGUUUGAUUCAUCCAUUGUGCGGCUCGGCGUUCUGCUACUGUUGUUCGACGUGUACUUGACAUGGGCUCGCAUCGAGAAGCAGACGGUCCCCAAAUCCUCCCAAGACGAGGGCGCCAAUCUGGGCAGUUUAACUCAACAGUCCAUCGUGUCGCAAUACCUCUUCUUCUGUAUGUUGGAUGGCAAAAGCAACUUCUUUCCCCCAAAACAAAGGACCAUAACAGUUCCUGGGCCUCCUCAAGCGCGGGCUAACAUUGCGCUAGUGAUUCUCUGUGCUCUGUCGACCCUCGCCUUCCACAUGAGCAUCCGUUUCAUGACGUCGUCCUUUUUUUCCCCUCUGGGCAUGUUCAACGUCCUGCCUCGGUACUCGCGUCCCAACUCCGUCUCGACCGCACUACUCGUCUCGUCCUCGACCAAACUUUUCCCGAUUCUUAUGGUUAUAUGGCAAUAUGAUGUCCCGGCUGCGGCGCGCUCGCUAGGAUGGGCCGUGGUAGCAAACAACGUUGAGGCCCUCCGCAUUUUGCUGGACUGCGGCUACGGCGUCGCUACUCUGCUCGCCACGACGGGAGCCCUAGCGCGCUGGGCCGUGGGACGCGGUGUUCUGUGGGCUGCCGGGAUGGACGGUAUCGAUUCCAUCGGCGAGACCAGCAUUGCUGCGGAUGGUAAGGCCCUCUGGGCUUUAUUGAUGUACGUCAGGGAAUGGGCAAGCGACUUGGCCGCUGGGUAACGGGGGAUUUAGACCAUGGAGACCAUGCACAAUUUCGCAAAAGGACGGAGCUCGGCAU
Colletotrichum destructivum is the source of this 1205-nucleotide messenger RNA. RefSeq names its product Putative Arv1 protein. The record is from RefSeq and is a predicted model, not a curated record. Bases 188 to 1147 code for a protein of 319 amino acids. Gene Ontology annotation, biological process: sterol metabolic process; intracellular sterol transport; regulation of plasma membrane sterol distribution. The transcript is spliced from 2 exons. Gene Ontology annotation, cellular component: cortical endoplasmic reticulum; Golgi apparatus. Lineage: Eukaryota; Fungi; Ascomycota; Sordariomycetes; Glomerellales; Glomerellaceae.